Messenger RNA from Perkinsus marinus ATCC 50983, 1824 nucleotides. Its product is annotated as alpha methylacyl-CoA racemase, putative. Gene Ontology annotation, molecular function: catalytic activity. The record is from RefSeq and is a predicted model, not a curated record. Bases 1 to 1824 code for a protein of 607 amino acids. The transcript is spliced from 16 exons. Lineage: Eukaryota; Perkinsozoa; Perkinsida; Perkinsidae.
AUGCCACCAAAACGUUCAGUUGCCGCUAAGGCCGAGGCCGCUCCUCUUGCCUACAAGCUACGUUACUGUGAUAAGGACAGCAUAUCCCCCAAUUUACACUGUUCGGUCUGUUGCGAGGUCUUCACUGACCCUGUCUGCGCUGUGCCUUGUGGUCAUACCUUCUGCCGUGAAUGCCUCUAUCAGUGGCUCGAGCUCAGAAACACAACCUGUCCAGAGUGUCGAGCAACGAUUAUCAAACAGAAUUGCCAUAACGAUCUCAUGGCCCGAAAGUUCUUCGAUGAACAGGACGUGUAUUGUCCAUUCCGAGGUUGCCAGUGGGACGGUAAGCAUGGGGACCUCGAGGCCCAUAUGGGAGACUGUGAUUGCGAUCCCAGUAGAGUGCCGGAUUUCUUAAAAUCGUCGUCCCUAGAUGAUUCAGAGGGUACAGUGGAUGGUGUGGUGAUGGGAGGGGCCCUUAGGAUGGAGUUAUUACGACAGAAUAACUCGAGCCUAUUGAAGGCAGCCUUCAAUACUUCGAUACUGGACGACGAUGAUGAGGACAACAUGACUCAGCCUCCCAAGCCCACAUGGAGGGAAAACCUUACCAGGAUCCUAGCAGGACCGUAUGGGGGGAUGAUGCUAGCUGAUUAUGGCGCAGAGGUGAUCAAAGUGGAGAAGCCUGGUGUUGGGGACGAUGCACGAGCCUGGGGUCCACCAUUCACUGAUAAGGGUCGUGAAUCUGCCUACUUUGUAGCUCCUAAUAGGAACAAGCAUAGCAUUGGAGUAAACUUGAAGACUCCUGAGGGUCAGCAGAUUAUUAAGGAUCUUGUUAAAGUCAGCGACAUCGUCAUAGAAAAUUACGUGCCGGGUACGUUGGCUAAGUAUGGGCUCGAUUAUGAAUCUUUGCGUAAGUUCAACCCAGCCCUGGUAUACGGUAGUCUUACUGGCUAUGGUGACACAGGACCGGACAAGGAUAGACCAGGGUAUGCUUUGAUGGUGGAGGGCCGUUGUGGUAUGAUGGCAUGCACGGGCAUAGGAGAUCAACCUGUUAAGAUUGGCGUCGCUUGGACCGAUAUCCUUGCUGGUCUACACCUUCACGGUGGGGUAUUGGCGGCCCUGUACAACGCCAAGAUGACUGGUCAAGGUCGGCAUGUGAAAUGCAGUCUGUUGGAGUCGCAAGUCUCUGCUAUGGCUAAUGUAGCCAGUGGUUACCUUAUAGGUGGUGUAGAGUGCGCACGUAUGGGGACGCAGCACCCGAAUAUCGUCCCGUAUGGUGCUUUCCCCACCGCUGAUGGUCACAUAGUUGCUGGGGCAUUGAACGAUGCUCAGUGGAAGAGUUUUUGUAACGUCUUGGGCAGACCUGAUUUAGAGCAGGAUGAGAAGUUCAAGACCAACGAAGCACGCUGUAACCACAGAGAUGAGCUCAAUGGUAUCUUAAAUGAGAUACUUAAAACGAAGAGGACAGAGGAAUGGAUGGCCCUACUUGACGCUUUGCCGCAUAAGGAGCGACUCGCCCAUGACAAGCUUCAGAAUAUGCAAGGGGUAUUCUCUGACCCGCAAGUGUUGGCAAGGGGGAUGAAGUUGACAGUAGAGCACGCUACUGCGGGUACGGGUUUUGUUGCUAUCGUCCUACCUCACGCACUGUGCUCAGGUCCAAUUGAUGUUGUUGGUCCCGCGGUAAAGUUCGAGCCGGCGCCCUCCAAGGAGGAGAAGUCCUUACCACCACCAGCGCUUGGUGAACACACUAAAUGGGUGCUGCAAAGGUGCCUGGGCUACUCUGACGAGAAGAUAGCGAGGUUGGCUGAAGACCGGAUCGUCCACAUCAUGUCCAAUGAGCCUUUGUAG